UCUCUCCCUAUAUCCUUCUAUAUAUAUAACACCCACUAAGCACCACUCUUAAUAUAUUUGCAUGAUUCUCAUAAUUUCUUAUAUAAAUUUGUAGGAAAAUGACCAAGAUAUUUAUGCUAUUAUGUCUUCUCUUCUUAGCUUUUUCUGGAUUUGUGAAUGGCUCAAUGAAUAAGAAGGAGAAGAAUCAUGAUGAUAUUAAAUUGUUUGAGCUCAAGAAAGGUGAUCUUACUUUGAAGGUCACUAACUGGGGUGCUACACUUGUAUCAUUAGUCCUUCCUGACAAAAAUGGAAAAUUAGGUGAUAUUGUUCUUGGAUAUGAUACUCCAAAGGCAUAUACUAAUGAUACAUCAUACUUUGGAGCAACCGUUGGUAGGGUUGCUAAUAGAAUUGGAGGAGCUCAGUUUACUCUAAAUGGAACCCAUUACAAAUUAAUUGCUAAUGAAGGAAACAACACUCUUCAUGGUGGAACUAGAGGAUUCAGUGAUGUUCUUUGGAAAGUAGAAAGGUAUGUAAGAGAAGGUGAUCAACCCCUGAUCAAAUUCAGUUACCACAGUUUUGAUGGUGAACAAGGAUUUCCUGGUGACCUCAAAGUAACAGUGAGCUACAUUCUUGGAAAAAAUUCCCUAACCAUAAUUAUGCAAGCAAAAGCACUAAACAAACCUACACCAGUAAACUUAGUGAACCAUGCUUAUUGGAACCUAGGAAACCACAACAGUGGCAACAUUUUAGAUGAAGUUGUUCAAAUUUUUGGAUCAAAAUUCACACCUAUCGACAAAAACCUUAUUCCGACCGGAAAAUUUUCAUCGGUCAAAGGAACACCAUAUGAUUUUCUAAAACCACAAAUUGUUGGUACAAGAAUUAAUCAAUUACCAAAAACAAAUGGUUAUGAUAUUAACUAUGUGCUUAAUAAAGGAAAAUUAGAGAAAAAAGAAGGAUUAAAGGUUGCAGCUAUAGUUAUGGAUAAGAAAUCAGGGAGAGUUAUGAAGCUUAGUACUAAUGCUCCUGGAUUGCAAUUUUAUAGUGCUAAUUUUGUGAAGAAUGAUAAGGGAAAAGGAGGGUUUGUUUAUCAACCACGUUCUGCACUUUGUUUGGAGAGUCAAGCUUUUCCUGAUUCUGUUAAUCAUCCAAAAUUUCCUUCAACUAUUGUUACAAAAGAAAAGCCUUACAAGCAUGUUAUGUUGUUGAAGUUUUCCACCAAUGUUCCACAUGCUUUCUCACAAUUCUAAUUACUCUUUUAGUUCAGACACAUUUGUGUUCAUGCAAGUAAAAUUAGUAUUGCUACAUUUACAAUUUGACAUGUAUGCUUCAUCAAUUUUGUAAUAAUGCCUUAUACUACCUACAGUAUAGUAUGUUUGGACACAAUAAGUAAUAUUUGUUGUGGUUGUGCUGGUUUUAGGUGAGACUUUUAAAGCUUUUGAGUUCACAA
Messenger RNA from Medicago truncatula (barrel medic), 1426 nucleotides. Its product is annotated as galactose mutarotase. Gene Ontology annotation, molecular function: aldose 1-epimerase activity; carbohydrate binding. Gene Ontology annotation, biological process: beta-D-galactose catabolic process via UDP-galactose, Leloir pathway; glucose metabolic process. The transcript has 5 exons. The coding region runs from base 99 to 1226 and encodes 375 amino acids. NCBI's taxonomy places the organism in Eukaryota, Viridiplantae, Streptophyta, Magnoliopsida, Fabales, Fabaceae. The record is from RefSeq and is a predicted model, not a curated record.